Drosophila willistoni is the source of this 694-nucleotide messenger RNA. RefSeq names its product actin-related protein 2/3 complex subunit 3 (gene Arpc3B). Gene Ontology annotation, cellular component: cytoskeleton; Arp2/3 protein complex. The coding region runs from base 59 to 583 and encodes 174 amino acids. Lineage: Eukaryota; Metazoa; Arthropoda; Insecta; Diptera; Drosophilidae. The record is from RefSeq and is a predicted model, not a curated record. The transcript has 3 exons. Gene Ontology annotation, molecular function: actin filament binding. Gene Ontology annotation, biological process: regulation of actin filament polymerization; Arp2/3 complex-mediated actin nucleation.
AGUUAUUGUUUUCUUUAUUACUGCCUAGUUAACUAAACGAAAAUUUUAAGAACUUAAGAUGCCAGCCUUUCAUUCGGAAAUCGAAGAAGUCAGCCGGCGAGUGGGAAAUAUGGCAAUUUUACCACUACGUACUAAAUUCCAAGGACCAGCGCCCAGUAUUCAAAUUGAUAACGACAUCAUUGAUGAGUCAUUGUAUUAUUUUAAAGCAAAUGUUUUCUUUCGUACAUAUGAAGUGAAGUCCGAAGUGGAUCGCGUUCUUAUCUAUGUUACCCUGUACAUUACUGAAUGCUUAAAGCGAUUGGCUCAUUGUACAAGUAAAGCGCAUGCCCAACAGGAGCUAUUCAGUCUGGCAAUAGCAAAAUUCGAUAUACCCGGCGAUUCAGGAUUUCCGUUAAAUUCUGUAUAUGCUGCACCCGAAAAUCCCGAUGUGAUGCGUCAGUAUAUACAACAAUUACGUCAAGAGACGGGUAACCGUUUACUGGAGAAAGUUUUCGAUAACGCUGACGACAAGCCAAACAAAUGGUGGAUUUGUUUUGCCAAGAGAAAGUUCAUGGAAAAAUCCCUGUCGGGACCAGGACUCUAGGUUUACACACCUUGCACUGAGACUUUUUCCAAAAAUGUUUACUAAACAAUUAUACGCUUUGAACUAGUUCUAACAUUUUAAAAUAUAAACGGCGCCAUAUUCAAAUUUGGA